UAAAAACAACAAAACCUACACGCAGAAUCAUAGUUCCACCUUCUAGCACCGCAAAAUAAACAGAAAGCCACCCUUCUCUCCCAUAGACCAAACCCUAGCUCGAAGUCUCGAACAACCCAACUAACCCUCACCAUGGCUCAUCAUCAUGGUUCCGAUUCUGAAACCGACGCAAACACUCGACUUUACAACCCGUACCAAGACCUAAACCUUCAAGGGCCCCUAACUAACCUUUACAAGCUUCCAACCUCCCCUGAGUUCCUCUUUGCCGAAGAAUCCCUCCACCAACGCCGCUCUUGGGGCGAAAACCUAACCUUUUACACCGGCUCCGCUUAUUUAGGCGGCUCUAUAACCGGCGCAGCCGUCGGGCUCUUCUCGGCUCUCAGGAACUUCGAGCAAGGCGAUACUUUGAAGCUCAAAAUCAAUCGGAUCUUGAAUAGUUCGGGUCAUACGGGUCGGUCUUGGGGAAACCGGAUCGGGGUGGUGGGCUUGUUAUAUGCGGGGAUGGAGAGUGGGAUCGUGGCGGCGACUGAUCGGGAUGAUGUUUGGAGUAGCGUGGCUGCUGGGCUUGGGACCGGAGCGGUUUGUCGGGCGGCGAGAGGGGUGAGGUCGGCAGCGGUGGCGGGUGCGCUUGGUGGGUUGGCGGCAGGAGCGGUGGUUGCUGGUAAGCAAGUGUUGAAGAGAUACGUGCCUAUUUGAAGGAAAAAAGAAAACGAGGAAUAUUCAGUGAGUUGAUAUUUCGGUUAAAUCGAAAAUUUUGAUGGUGGUAGAUUAAAUUUGGAAAGAAUGAUACUAGGUUUUGCAGAAAUUUGAUUUACGUAAUAUGUGAAUUUAUGUGAUGAAUAAUGGUACUUGAAGAUUAAUGAUUUUGUAACUUUUUUUCCCCAUUAAUAGAUCGGUAUUCGAUCAAAAAUGUUUUUACUUUUUUUUUUAUGCUCUGUUCAUGGGAUGAGUUGGUGAUUAUACGUCUCUUACUGCAAGUGGACUUUUGUGUAUUGUUGGUAAAAUGUUUUAGUGAUGGUAUGGAAGAGAAGAUGCCGUGGUAUUGUUUC
Messenger RNA from Theobroma umbraticum, 1049 nucleotides. It is a transcript of the gene TIM23-2, whose product is annotated as translocase inner membrane subunit 23-2. Gene Ontology annotation, molecular function: transmembrane protein transporter activity. The record is from RefSeq and is a predicted model, not a curated record. Lineage: Eukaryota; Viridiplantae; Streptophyta; Magnoliopsida; Malvales; Malvaceae. Gene Ontology annotation, cellular component: TIM23 mitochondrial import inner membrane translocase complex. Gene Ontology annotation, biological process: protein import into mitochondrial matrix.